Messenger RNA from Lolium perenne, 1072 nucleotides. Lineage: Eukaryota; Viridiplantae; Streptophyta; Magnoliopsida; Poales; Poaceae. The record is from RefSeq and is a predicted model, not a curated record.
ACUUAUUUGGUAACAAACAUCUUUUUUCUCAUAAUUUUGGAUUUUUUUUUGAGUUAACAUGGAGUUGACACGUGUGUUAAUUCGCACAGUAUUUUUUCGUGUACAUUUUGGGUGUUCCCUUAGAAUUUCCAUGCUACCUUUUCUAAUGUUUUUCUUUGUUCCCUGGGUGGAUGUAGUUACUUUUGGUGUGCCCAAAGUCUUGGGCUUUGUGUGACCGUACGGUCAAAGCGGUGCCCAUUCCAGAGAUCACACAGUCCCAUCUCUCCCAUCUUUUGUCUCAUCUUCUCUCUUCCUCCACACCGUCCCCGCCAUCCUUCCCGGCCCAGCACCUAUUUGGCAUCUCAGCGCGAUCUGGGCGACAGGAGGCCGUCACACCGGCAAGGAAGGCCGGCCACCACAUCGGAGAGUUGCGCAAGCAGGCCGAGCCGUCGAGGACAUCGCGCCGGCAACCGAGGUUAGGCUCCACGGCGGAGGAGGCCGGUGCGGUGCCAGGUCGUGCCGGCGAGCAACAGGUCUGAGCUGCCGGAACAUUGGCGACGGCGGCGGCGUUUCAUACAGGAGCAGAGGGAGAGGGGCUAGGGUUGUCGAACAGCUGCUGUGCCAAGCCGCAGCUCCCGUGUUUAGCUGCGGCAUUUUACGGGCGCACCACGGUGCGGGCUCAAGGGCCGGCCUCUCCCCCACGGAGCCGCGACUCCUGCGUGUUACAGGCGCGCGAAGGCGGGGCUCACGGGCAUGGACACGCUCGACCUCUCGAGCAGAGGCGACGGUGAUUUGAGGUCGCGGCGAUUGCGGCGCGAGACGACGGCGACUAAGGCACGGGACAACUUCGUGUGGCAGAGCGCCCCCCAAUCCAGCAGAGGAGGCGGCGACCUGUGCCAUAGAGCGCCCCACUUCGGUGGCAUCCGAGGCAGAGGCGAUGAGCACGAGGCGGGGAUCGAGGUGGAGGCGGAUAUGCAGGAGGAAGAGGAGGAGGAACCGGAUAUGGAGGAGGAGGAGGCCGAGGGGGAUGGGAAGCACGGCGGCAAAGCGGAGGCCGUCCUGCAAGGUCUGCGGUAGGCGUACUAUUGUUCUU